This is a messenger RNA of Andrographis paniculata, 1375 nucleotides long. Its product is annotated as BURP domain protein RD22-like. The transcript is spliced from 3 exons. Bases 126 to 1181 code for a protein of 351 amino acids. The record is from RefSeq and is a predicted model, not a curated record. NCBI's taxonomy places the organism in Eukaryota, Viridiplantae, Streptophyta, Magnoliopsida, Lamiales, Acanthaceae.
UAAAUAUUUGCUCACUUCAUUCAAACCAUGUGUAGUCUUAUUUAUAUUAAAGAUAAAAAAAAAUCCCUUUGGUUGUUUUUUCUUCAUCAUCACUUCUUGAAACAUUCUCAGCAGCAGCAGCAGCUAUGGAGUUCAAGUACUUUCCCUGCAUUCUUGCACUUCUUCCUGUGGUGUUAAUAGUUGUUGGAAGCCAAGUCGAAGCCGAAGCAGAUAGUCUGGCCUCAGAAGCUUAUUGGAAAUCUGUGCUGCCAAAUACUCCAAUCCCUAAAUCUCUCAAUCAUCUCUUACAUCCUUCAACGGAGUGGCAAGAAAACAAAGGCACAGCUGUGAACGUCGGCCACGGCGGAGUCGGAGUCUACACCGGCAAGCCGGGCCACCGGACGAAUGUAGGCGUCCGGAAAGGGGGCGUAACCGUCGGGACACGAACCAAAAGAGGUAAACCAGUUUAUGUUGGUGUUCAUCCAGGAUAUAGUCCAUUCAAUUACUAUUACGCCGCAACCGAGACUCAGCUGCGCGACGACCCCAACGUCGCGCUUUUCUUCGUCGAAAAGGACCUGCAUCCAGGCAAAACAAUGAACCUGCACUUUUCAGACUCAGACCAAUACACAACAGAGGCCAAAUUCCUGCCCCGGAAAGUUUCUGAAUCCAUACCCUUUUCAUCGAACAAGUUGCCCGAGAUUCUCCACAAGUUUUCGGUUGAUCCCAGCUCUGACGAAGCAGUGGUGAUCAAGAAAACCAUCAAAGAGUGCGAGGACACAGCCGUGAACGGCGAGGAGAAACUCUGCGCGACUUCUUUGGAGUCAAUGGUCGACUUCAGCACCUCCAGGUUAGGGAAGGAUGUCGAGGUUAUGUCGACAGCUGCAGACACGGCUGAGAUGAAGAAGUACAGCGUCGUGGGAGUGAAGAGUAUGUCUAGUGGGAAACCGGCCGUGGUUUGCCACAAGCAGAAGUAUCCUUACGCCGUGUUUUAUUGCCACGAGACGAGCAAGACUGCUGUCUACAAGGUGUCUUUGGCGGCUGCAGACAUGUCGAGGGCGGAGGCUGUGGCUGUGUGCCACCGCGACACGGCGGCGUGGAAUCCUAAGCAUUUGGCUUUUCGGGUUCUCAAGGUGAAGCCGGGGAGUGUUCCCAUCUGCCAUUUUCUUCCUGCCGAUCACGUUGUCUGGACACAUAAGAACUAGAAAGUGAGCUCAUAGUUCGCAUACUACACUACACACGCGCGCACAUAUAUAUAUAUGUAUGUAUGUAUGUAUUUGUCGCUUCUAUGUGUUAUAGUUGUAUCGAUGUCUACUACUUCAUGUGUGUCUUUCGAUUAAUGCGAUGGUUUUAAUGUUGAUUUGAUACAGUGAAUAAGUGAAACCAUGAGUUUGAUGUA